AUACGAAACAAAAGAGCUGAAGUUGAGAAGCGCUCUCGACAAUUGCAAGUAGCUGACGAAGCGGCAUCGGCAGAGCUGGAGAAUCCAUAUCUAAAGAAUGGAUCAACACCCCCACCGAGAGGGAAGAAACCGAUCAAGCCUAAAAGACCAUCAAAUUCGGUAAAGACUAUACCGCAAAUUGGACAAGUCGAUUUACAUUGCAUGUCUACAGAGAAAGAGGCGUUGUUGAACUAA
This is a messenger RNA of Paraglomus brasilianum, 234 nucleotides long. The record is from the annotation of a GenBank genome assembly. Lineage: Eukaryota; Fungi; Glomeromycota; Glomeromycetes; Paraglomerales; Paraglomeraceae.